Molecule: messenger RNA, 906 nt
Organism: Neltuma alba
Lineage: Eukaryota; Viridiplantae; Streptophyta; Magnoliopsida; Fabales; Fabaceae
Product: NADPH:quinone oxidoreductase-like
Exons: 3
Coding region: 80-673 (197 amino acids)
Cellular component (GO): cytosol
Molecular function (GO): oxidoreductase activity; FMN binding
Source: RefSeq, a predicted model, not a curated record
GUGUCUAUUGAUUUCUUCAUUCUCUUCAUUCUUCAUACCGUCGUUGACUCAAGAGGCUCAUCACGCUUUAGAAGAAAGCAUGGCACUCACGGCGGCGGCUCCGGUGAAGGUGGUGGCUAUCUGUGGUUCACUGCGUAAAGACUCAUACAACAGAGGCCUCAUUCGAGCUGCGAUCGAGUUAAGCAAAGGAGACAUUGAAGGUCUCCAGAUUGAGGACGUUGACAUUGCUGCUCUGCCGAUGCUGAAUACGGAUCUUGAAGAAGAUGGGAGGUUUCCGGUGGAAGUGGAAGCGUUUCGCCGGAAGAUUCUGGAAGCCGAUUGUGUUCUCUUCGCUUCUCCUGAGUAUAAUUAUUCCGUCACUGCACCAAUGAAGAAUGCACUAGACUGGGCAUCUAGGCCUCCCAACAUGUGGGGAGGCAAAGCUGCGGCCAUUGUAAGUGCAGCAGGGCUGUUUGGUGGUGCAAAAGGCCAAUCCCAUCUUCGAGACAUUGGAGUCUUUCUUGAUCUUCAUUUCGUCAACAAACCUGAGUUCGUCCUCGACAUCAUCCACCCGCCUCCAAAGCUUGAUGCUCAUGGCCACUUUCCUGAUGAACAUACUUUGCUUAGGUUGAAGCAAAUCCUUCUCUCUUUGAAAGCUUUCUCCCUCCAGCUCCGAUCUAACAAUAACAACUGAUUAUUAUUGAUGCUUAAUCCACUUCAGUUUCCAGAAUAAUUUCUGUUAUGUGUGUUUAGAAAUCUGUUGGUUUUUGACCAAAAUUAUAAUCGGAGGGUAACUUUGAUUAGUUUUGGGAAUCUGGUUUUGUCAUGUAUGGAUGGAUGACUGUAGUUGGCAGCAUUCAGUUAUGUUGGGGUUUAAAAUUGAAAUGGAUAAAUGUAUUUGAGCAUUCAGUUUUUCUUCAUGUAGUA